Monopterus albus (swamp eel) is the source of this 1158-nucleotide messenger RNA. It is a transcript of the gene rpz2, whose product is annotated as rapunzel 2. NCBI's taxonomy places the organism in Eukaryota, Metazoa, Chordata, Actinopteri, Synbranchiformes, Synbranchidae. The record is from RefSeq and is a predicted model, not a curated record. The transcript is spliced from 2 exons. Bases 155 to 841 code for a protein of 228 amino acids.
CUUAUUUGGCAGGAAGGGAUUGCCCCUUUGUUGACUAGGGAGGAAAAUGGUGGAAAGCAAAGUCAGACAGCUUCAUUAGACAGCGGGAUACUAACAGUUUUAUCUCUGGCUCACUUUGUGUGAAACUUAAAGUGACAGAAGAGAAGCAGCAGUGAUGGCUGAUGCAGAACAGAUCAAGAAAACUGCAGCAAAGGUGCUGUGCUGUGUGGAGAAGGUGUCCUCCUUUGCCUCUUCCAUUGACCCCAUCUUUGGCAUUGUCUCCUCACUAGUUGGGGUGGCUCGCAAGGGCCUGAUGGCUGAAGAGGGCCAUCCGCUGGAAAAGGACUUCCAGGCAAUCCACUCCAAGCUGGAGAGCAUUUCCCAAAAGAACCAGCAAUGCCUGAGGCAGCUCCGUGUUGACGAGGUUAACGAAACCUAUGGCAAAUAUGAGGAAUACAUAAAGCACCAGUACAAUGCCUUCAACAAAAUGGUGGCACAGGUGAAGAAAGAUCCGGACAACACCCAGCGUUACAUGAAGGCCUUUGAGAGGAUUUAUGAGAGAGACAAGAGCGACAUGAGCCUGGAUGUGUACUACCGUGGUGUGAUGGGAACCAGCUCGCUGUUUGGAAGACCCCUGCUGAAGGUAUACCUGGAACACUGCGAGGGUGACCGUGAAACCAUGGAGUACCGCUGCUCACACAUUACCUACCUGUUCCACAUGGGCCUCAUUGCACUCAUGGGCUACACAGCUGUUACAGAGGAUGAUGAAGAUGAGGUGCGAGAGAAGUGGGCUAAGAGGGUGGAUGACAUCCAGAAGAAGAUGCAAGAGGUCCUCAGCCAGUGCAAAGACAAGUCGUCCUAAACAUGGAACAGCAGAGACAGGAUGUCCUCUGGGUCUGAAGGCAGAAAUACAGGGAACAGCAUCUGUUCUCUCUGUGGGCAAAUGGGGCACAAAAAACAAAUUAUGGUAUCAUAUAAAUAUAAAAAUAUAUAUAUAUAUAUAGGUAAAACCUAAGCCAUGCUUUAAUUUGUGCACUUGAGCUGAAUUUGAUAUUCUAAUUGCAGCAUUUGGUUAUUGUACCACUAUUGUAUGUUACUUUUUAGUUUCAAAGAGACUAUUAUAUGUUUAUGCUGCUUUUGUGUUAUAGUACAUGUCAAUAAAUGCUGUUUUAUACAGUC